UUAGGGGUAGGGUUUCAUUCGCACCUAAAAUCGAAGCUAAAACCCCAAAUCACACCUCAUCACUCACUCUCAGUCUCCAUGGCAGCCAAAGCGCCGUCGUCGGAACCUCAGCAGCAGGGCGGUGGCUCGGCCGGCACCAAGCCGGGGCUGCGCAAGCCGGUGUUCGUGAAGGUCGAUUCUCUGAAGCCGGGGACGACUGGGCAUACACUCGUCGUCAAAGUUCUCGAAUCCACCACUGUUCUCAGUAAGAAGCCGCGGAAUCCGACUUUCCGUGGGGCGCAGAAUCAGAACACGAGGAUCGCUGAAUGCCUUAUCGGAGACGAAACAGGGACGAUUCUCUUCACUGCUCGCAACGAUCAAGUUGAGAUGAUGAAGCCUAAUAAUACAGUGAUACUUCGCAAUGCAAAGAUUGACAUGUUUAAGGGUUCGAUGAGGCUUGCUGUGGAUAAGUGGGGUCGUGUUGAGGUCACCGAACCAGCAGAAUUUGUGGUCAAAGAGGAAAACAACCUCUCCCUUGUCGAGUACGAGCUGGUCAACGUCGAAGAAUCUUGAUAAGUUUGGAUUCCACCUUGUGGAUAUUUGGGCGGCAAUUCAUUUUGUCACAAUUGGGUCUUGGUAUACAUGUUUUCCUGGUUAUUUUACUACUAUCUUUUUUGCCACUAAGUUGAUUAACAACAUGCUAUAUAUAGGUCUGAUUUAUUUAUGGCAUUAAUUUGAUGGUGUGUAAACAAUAUGGUCCCUUGAUUCUGCCAUAUAGGAUCUCUCGUUCUCAAAUGUGGAAAAAGUAAAUUUUCAAUAUUCAUGAGUUAA
Messenger RNA from Salvia hispanica, 810 nucleotides. RefSeq lists its product as uncharacterized. NCBI's taxonomy places the organism in Eukaryota, Viridiplantae, Streptophyta, Magnoliopsida, Lamiales, Lamiaceae. The record is from RefSeq and is a predicted model, not a curated record.